AUGGACAGUGUUCACAGGGCAAAAAAUGCAAGAGUUUGCGGAAGAGGUUGGCAUCUAGUUGUUAACAUUGACACCGUACUACGUCAGGCAAAUGGUCAGGUCGAAGCUGCCAAUAAAGUAAUAAUUAGCCUAAUUAAAAAGCAUGUAGGAAAGAAGCCAAAGAGUUGGCAUCAAUCACUAGACCAAGCUUUGUGGGCAUGUAGAACAUCUCCCAAGGAAGCAACCGACACCACGCCAUUUCGACUUUCAUAUGAACACGAUGUUGUACUACUAGUCGAAAUUUACGUCCAAUCAGUAAGAAUACAAAGACAACAUGAGAUACCAUCUGAAGACUAUUGGAGUAUGAUGACGAAUGAGCUUGUCGAUUUGGAUGAAGAGAGAAUCUUGGCUCUUAACUCGUUAAGAAGACAAAAGGAUAGAGUGACUAGAGCCUAUAAUAAAAAGGUAAAAAAUAAGGUGUUCACUAUUAAUGAUUUGGUUUGGAAAUUGAUAUUACCUAUGGACAGAAAUGAUAGGGUUUUAGGAAAAUGGUCACCAAAUUAG
Vicia villosa (hairy vetch) is the source of this 543-nucleotide messenger RNA. RefSeq lists its product as uncharacterized. The record is from RefSeq and is a predicted model, not a curated record. The transcript has a single exon. Bases 1 to 543 code for a protein of 180 amino acids. Lineage: Eukaryota; Viridiplantae; Streptophyta; Magnoliopsida; Fabales; Fabaceae. Gene Ontology annotation, molecular function: nucleic acid binding.